AGGCCCAAAAUGGAAUGACGUUUUUGCCUCUGAUUUUUUUUUGUCAAUUACAUUUGCCCACUGAUUUAGUGCGUUGUUAUUCGAUGGUGCUUAUUGUGAAUAAGUAUAAUCAAAAUGAUCCAGGAUCUUCGAGAAGCCUCCAUUUUCACCGACUUCAACUAUUUUACUGUUUUGAAUUUUCCAUCAAGAUCGACAGUGAUGAAAUCAAUUUUUCCAUCUCCUUCAGGCUUUUCUCGCUCCGUCGUUUGAGUUUAAUUCCCCAAAGCCUAAGAGGGUUGGAAGAUAACAGAGAAGACAACCACCUCUAUGCUCGGAACCCAAUCAAUAUCGCUUCUCUUCGUCCCUCCCAAUUCGAAGAGUUCGUCAAAGAAACAGUUACCGUGUUUGAGAGGCAUCUCAUCUUGACUGCUAGAAAAGUUCCUCAAUCAUAAGUCAAUUUACUUGGAUCAAGAAGCUUCCACCAGCCAAGAAGGUAACUUUUUUCAUCUGGGUAGUGGUAAAAAGUUUUGAUCAUUAUGCUUGAUAAUCCUCCCUCAUAUUUAAACCACAUAAAAAUCCAUCAGUUUAGGAGGGGUAUUGAAUCCAGAAGAAACUCUAGCAUAAAUUACCGGGAAAAGGGCCCAAAUAGUGUCCCACCUUUUUCCUAUUCUAAACUUUCGUACCUCACCUUCUAAAAUUAUCAGAUUGGUAUCUGAGGUUUUCACCCCGACCCAAUUUUGGUAUCUGGAGCCGUUAGCUCCAUUACAGUGCCAUCCAAAUGUGCAAGGGCAAUCUGGUCUUUUUAGCCUUAUGUCUGUAACUAUCUCUCUAUCCCGUUAUUCCCCAUUCUCAAAUUGAAAUCGAAAUUAGAAACGGAGUUACCCCCCCCCCCCCCCUCUCUCUAAAACGAAUCUCUCUCUCUCUCUGAAGUAGAGUAUAUCUUGGCCUAGAGAUUUACUUCCCUUUUGUCUGAGAUUCUCUGAGAACGACUCCAUAAGAUUCCAAGCAAUGGCCCAAAAGUGGAGGUAUUUUCGCGUGGCAGGAGAUGUACCAGCUUAUUCAGGUGAGGUAGCACCACCUCCUGGCACAACCAAGUUGCCUAAGUUGUAUUACUCCCAAGUUACUUGCACAAUCUGCAAGAAAAAGGGCCACAAUAUGAGGACUUGCAAAUCAAGGAAUCAGGAAGAAAAUAAUGUCCAGCAGGAGGAACAGGUGAAUGUGCAAGAACAGGGUGCAGAGAAUGUGCAGCAUGAGGAAGCUGUGCAUGUAGAAGAAGAGGGUACAGUGAAUGUGACACAGCAUGAAGCUCACAUUGCACAACAGCAAGAGUCCCAACCUGCAUUUUUGCCCACUCAGCAGUUCCAAACCAGUACUACUCAAGAAGGCUCAUCCAUGCCCCAAUUUAAGCAUACAAGGUUCAAAUCACUAGCACAGAGAAAGCCCAAGCCAAAGAAUGCCCCUCCAUCACCAGCUACUUCAGAUGAGUAGAGAAUAGUUAUGGGAUUAAAAUGGAUUUCUGUUGCUUUAUUUCAGUUUCUUGUCUUGUUCACACAGAUGACAUCUGUUUUUGUAUGUUGCUGCUCCAAAUUUAAUGCAUUUGUGCCUUUUGAGACAACAAUUGUAUUUGAGACUUUGUGGCAAUGCAAGCUUUAUUUCAGGUCA
Molecule: messenger RNA, 1641 nt
Organism: Rosa rugosa (rugosa rose)
Lineage: Eukaryota; Viridiplantae; Streptophyta; Magnoliopsida; Rosales; Rosaceae
Exons: 4
Coding region: 988-1467 (159 amino acids)
Molecular function (GO): nucleic acid binding; zinc ion binding
Source: RefSeq, a predicted model, not a curated record